Messenger RNA from Cladophialophora immunda, 4727 nucleotides. RefSeq lists its product as uncharacterized. Gene Ontology annotation, biological process: regulation of DNA-templated transcription; DNA-templated transcription. Gene Ontology annotation, cellular component: nucleus. The coding region runs from base 957 to 4541 and encodes 1194 amino acids. The transcript has a single exon. NCBI's taxonomy places the organism in Eukaryota, Fungi, Ascomycota, Eurotiomycetes, Chaetothyriales, Herpotrichiellaceae. Gene Ontology annotation, molecular function: zinc ion binding; DNA binding; DNA-binding transcription factor activity, RNA polymerase II-specific. The record is from RefSeq and is a predicted model, not a curated record.
CACAGUGCCAUCUGCCCCAUCAGCGCCCAUCUCUUGGAGGUCUUGGGGCUCUCGUCGUCGCCUCUUAAAUAUUCUCCCACAGACUUCGCCUCUACUACGGGUGCCUUUUCGUUUCCAACCCAUCUGACAGCUGGCACCGGGCGACCGCCGCCAGCACCGAACUUGAGCCUAGAACCCACCGCCAAACUCACCAGCGACCGGCCAAUUUAGCCUAUUCGACCCGCGACUCGCGAUUCUCUCUGGGCGAGCUGUUCGGAACGGACUCCUGCGCCCACCAGCAUCCUCAUCCUCGUCCACAUCCGGUCAUUGUCCUCCUUCUUCCUAUCCCUCCGGCAAUCAUCUCACAGGCUUAGAAAUUGCUGGACGAACGUGGUUCCUGCAUCUAACAAGCAAAGAACGUUCACAUCUCGGCGGUGACCAGCCAAACGACCAUUCAAUCAUUGUCAUCAUCAUCGCUACAGAGUCUAGACCCUCUUCUGCCAUCUGGACAGAUGCUCCUGCGAUCUACGCGGUACAAAUACAGCAGUUAAAGGUUGCCCUUUUCCAGUUCAAAAGAAAAACAAAGAUACCCCGGUUCGCCAUUUCCCCCCAUUUUGGAGAGACGCCACGGGCGAAUCCACAAUUCGACCGCUUACCCGCUUCUCACUUUCCCACAUUUUCUCAUCCGGUCGGACCUCGCCAUCAAACUACCUACUUCACACUGUCUUACCAACGUCGCCCUUCUUCAGCCUCGUCCUUCGUUGCUGCAGACAAUGAGUUCAUCCCAUCUAGUCUGAUAUUCGCCUAUACUCGUUUGGACACACUGGCUCCUCAUCUAUCUGGUGGUCCACACUACUUGGCAACCUCGGCUUCUGUUGUUUCCGCCACUCUGACAAUGUGGCGCGUUUGAAGGUGUCAUCUCAAAUCGAGGACAUGCCGUCGCCCAUUAUCUGGUUCUUCACCACUUGCUCUGCAUUAUGACGAGUUCAUCAAAACAACUUGGCCAGCCUCGGGGGGAUCAGCGAAGCAACCUGCUCUCGAGCUCAGGCUUUCUCAUGUCUGAUGCACGUAACCCCCGCAUCGACAGUCUCCCUCAACCUCAGUCCAACACAUCCGCCUUCGACGCGUCAUCUCCUGGUUCUAUUGAUUUCAAUUUUCCCUUUGGCGGUAGUCCUCAUGGUAGCAGCAACAGUGGGAUUGAUGCUCCGCCAGACAUUCGUUUGAGCCACAGCCAAGGCUUUCCCGGUCGAGGCUCCAUGGUGGGUUAUGUCUCUGGCAAAAUCCCUAGUCCCCAACAUCGCGCCUCCUUGGCCAGCAUCGAUUCGGCCUUUGAUCAUGAUCUUUUUGGAGCUGCCGCUUUAAGUCAGUGGGCUCCUGGUUCCGGCAAUCAGCCACCCAGUAAUGCGGACUCGUCACCUAGAAAAGCCCCGAGCACCAGUGAGCAGGAAAACAAAAAGGCACAAGGUGACGAGGAAAGACCGCCAGCAUGGAGCGAGCUCAAGACAAAAGCAGGCAAAGAGAGGAAACGCCUGCCUCUCGCCUGUAUUGCUUGUCGCCGAAAGAAGAUCCGCUGUUCCGGUGAGAAGCCAGCUUGCAAACAUUGUCUACGCGCUCGCAUACCCUGCGUCUACAAAGUGACGACCAGAAAAGCUGCUCCUCGGACCGAUUAUAUGGCCAUGUUGGACAAGCGCCUGAAAAGAAUGGAAGACCGAGUAAUCCGAGUCAUUCCCAAGGACGAACUUCCAGAUUUGAGCUCUACUGGCCGUGGUUCGGUUCGGCCGCCUCUCCCGGGACAGGCACUGAAAAAAGAGAAAGACCAACCCAAAAAACGCUCCGCCGACGAGGCUUUCACACAAGAGCUCAAUGAUUGGAGAAGUUCUCGAGAGAAAUCGACUUUGCUCGACCCCACGGCUGGUCUGCGUAAACAGCGCGAAGGCGAGAACAAGCUCUUUAUCGAAGGCUCCGAGUCUCUCCCACCGCAACACAUCCAAGAACAUCUCGCCGAGGUCUUUUUCGACUGCGUCUACGGCCAAUCCUACCUUCUUUUGCAUAAACCCAGCUUCAUGCGUAAACUAAAGGCUGGCACGAUUCCACCAGUCCUUAUCUUGGCUGUAUGUGCGAUAUCUGCACGUUUUUCGACACAUCCGCAAGUCAGCACCGAACCGGCGUUUCUCCGUGGGGAACAGUGGGCAACUCCCGCUAGACGGAUUGUAGAGAAGCGUCACUACGAGCCGAACAUCACUAUACUUACGGCAAUGCUCAUGUUGGGUCUACACUACUUUGGAACCUGUGAGGGCGGAUUGUCAUGGUCUUUCGGUGGUCAGGCCAUGCGAAUGGGCUAUGCUUUACAACUGCACCGCGAACUUGACCACGAUCCUUUGGGUCGAAACCAAAUCGCCAAUUCAAAUGAGAACAAGAAAGGCCCUAAACCCCCCGAACUCUCCUUUACAGAUCGAGAGAUUCGGCGUCGAACAAUGUGGGCCUGUUACCUGAUGGACACAUUCAACUCGUCCGGCACCGAACGCCCUUCUUUUCUCAACGAAGACUACUACCAAAUCCAGCUACCGAUCAAAGAAUCGCAUUUUCAAAUGGAGGUGCCUGGCCCCACGGAAGAUCUAUACGGCAACGUCCCCAUGUCCAACAGUAAAUCAUCGCUCGACAAUAAUGCAGUAGACGUCACUGCAGAGGCAAAAGCAAACAUGGGCGUUGCCGCGUACAUCGUUCGUGCCGUGGUCCUCUGGAAACGCAUCGUCAAGUAUCUUAAUCUAGGAGGCAAGGAAAAGGAUCCGCAUCCUAUCUGGGAUCCAUUAUCCCAAUUCGCAACCUUACAACGCCAAAUCUCCCAGUUGAAAUCCUCUCUUCCGGACGACAUAACCUACACACCAGAGAACUUCGCCACACACAUCUCCGAACGUCUCGCGAACCAAUAUCUCUUUCUCCAUAUCAUCUUGGCGCAAACUUCCCUCUUUUUGCACCGCUUUGCUAUCCCAACGCAACCCAGCCACAGACCCCAUCAUCAUUACUACACCCAACAGGGUAUGCCCAAAGCAUUUCUCACAUCAUCCGCCAAUAUCGUCCUUGAAUCCGCCUCGCUCAUCAGCAAACUCAUUGCCGACUCGACGGGUCACACCCUGACCGUUCCCUUCGCGGGGUAUUGUGCCUACGCUGCUGCAACAGUGCAUGUCUGGGGAAUAUUCUCCAAGAACUCCGCACUCGAGCAGCAGAGCAAGGAGAAUCUACGGCAUAACUAUAAAUACCUCACCAGGAUGAAGCGGUAUUGGGGCAUGUUUCAUUACAUGGCCGAGUCGGUGAAGGAUAUUUAUCGCGCUUUCGCCGACUCUACCCUUCGUCACGCCCAGGCUCGACCGGGAUCAAAUGGAAUAUCCGGCCCGGGAUUGGGCUUCUUGCGCAGACAUUCUUCUGCCACAGGAGGAAGCGGGACGCAGACGCCUAUGGAGUUGGACGCAACCGCAGCGCUAACGUCCAACACCAACCCGCCUUCCCGCUCUGAUACACCAGCAGACCCCAACAAACCGAAGUCCGAACAAGACAAAUCCAAGACGAUGUUUCAGUACGGUGACUGGUUCGACAAGUACCCUCACGGCGUCUCCGAAAGUGAAUGGGAGAAGUCCCAUCUGGAGUACCGCAGCGAACACGCCCAGGGUGGCGCAGAGGCAGUCAUGUCUCAGAGAAGUGACUUACAGUCGGUCGAAGAGUUUUUCGCGAGUCUGAGUCCGCCGUCUAAGGCCGAGGACGGUAGUAGUGGAUUGGCCGGGAGAGGCAAGAAGAUUCCGAGGAGAAGGGGGAAAAGUGUGGCGGAGAACAAGAAGGGAGAAAAAGAAGAGAAAGGAGAAAAAGGUAAAGGCAACAAUACGACGAGCUCUACUACGGUUGCCGGUGCUGAAGCUGGAGCUGGCUCGUCCGCUGCUGGGCAGGACUCGCAUAGACGACAGUCCAUGUCUCAACAACCGGCUGGACAACAUCUGCCAACCACAAGCGCCGAUCUUAACCUGAACCUCAAUCUUAAUCAGCCUUUUGAUCUUUCGAGCUUCGACAUAACAUCUCCGUCACUAUACCAAAACGCCCAAUUCCCGGACCCUUACACCUAUGGUGGUUCACCAACAUCGCCACACUAUAACAACCUUCAUUUCAUAUCCACCCUGCCGGCCAUCGAUAGACAAAUGGUCUUUGGCGCCGCAUACGCCGGCAUGGACCCUACCGGCACCGGCAACAACAGCGGCAACCAAAACACUUCCUCAGGACUGAACAAUCUCAACUCCCCCUCGGUGGGAAACUAUGCGAGCACAAAUCCUUGGGAUCAACUCGAUCUGACGACGUACGGAUUCAACGAUCCAUUUGCGGGAGGAGGAACCAGCGGGAUGGACACAAGUUCAUCGGCGUGGUUGUUACCAUUUAAUAUUGAACCACCGAACUUCGGAGGCAGUGGAAUGGAGGAGUUCGGUAACACCGCGUUGGACGGGAUGGAUUUGAGUGAUCUUGGUCAAGGAGGAGAUGACGUUGGUGGACAGUUUGGUGGAGAGCAGAAUUCGGGCAACACGUGAAAAGAACAGUCUCGAGGGCGAGAUUGAUCUCAUAGUGAUGACAUGCAGUGACUGGACCGAGCUGUAGCGUGGUUGCUGUGCGAAAUAUUCGAUUUUCUUGAUGUCAGACACAUCUCCGCGCCGCCAGGAGCGUCGGCAGUGUGUGUUCGCCGGAAGUCUCACAAGUUUUGAAGCACGACGAGUUUG